Branchiostoma belcheri (Belcher's lancelet) is the source of this 2345-nucleotide messenger RNA. Its product is annotated as zinc finger protein 577-like. NCBI's taxonomy places the organism in Eukaryota, Metazoa, Chordata, Leptocardii, Amphioxiformes, Branchiostomatidae. Gene Ontology annotation, biological process: regulation of gene expression. The coding region runs from base 247 to 1443 and encodes 398 amino acids. The transcript is spliced from 4 exons. Gene Ontology annotation, cellular component: nucleus. The record is from RefSeq and is a predicted model, not a curated record.
AUUUUCUACCUGUGUGAAAGAAAUGGGACUACCACGUUUCAAAGCCCCCGGGGCAGUCCAAACGCACACCGCAAGCAUGGUCGAGCAAAUUACGGGGUAGGUGACAGGCUUCAUCACGGGAACCAUCCGGUACUGAGGACAUGGCCAGCUCCAUCCAGCCUGCCUCUCCAUCUCACACCCUUCCUUAGAUACCUCCUCACGCGACAGCUCUGGCCAGGUUUGAACCACCGGAAGAACGUGACCAACAUGCCGGCUGCUGUACGGAGCGGGGCGGGGGCGAGUGCCAAGAUGGCCCGAGGGAACAGCAAAGUCCGACCGGUCUACAGGUGCGAGCAGUGUGAUUAUGACACCACCCAUAAGGGUCACCUGAUGGAACACCAGCGGACGCACACGGGAGAGCGGCCCCACAAGUGCACCAUGUGCAAGUACACCGGCUCCAGCAAGGGCCACCUCGCCUCCCACAUGCGCAAGAAGCACCCCGAGUACAAACCCUACAAGUGUAACCAGUGCGACUUUGUUGGGAACUUUUCGCGAGACCUGGUCGCCCAUCGCUGGAAGCACACUGGCGAGCAGCCCAUCUUCUGUACCGAGUGCGACUACGCCACGCCCUGCAAGGCCAACAUGACUGCCCACUACAAGCGCAAGCACCCCGGCAAGCGCCCAACCAAGUCCGUUCGUCCCAGCAAGACCAUCCCACGAAGCUCCGAGGCGGUGCCCCUGCCUUCUUCGUCAACGCGGUCUCCCAUGCCCUACACCCUGUACCCCUCCCCGCCUUCCGAAGUAGAGACCACGGUGGAGUACCCCAGCUCGACAAGUGGCACGUCCGAAGACUACGCCUCUCGCUCCAACUCUCCCGCCAUGUCCAACUGCGACUCACCCUUCUUCAACCCCGCCAAUGUUCCACAGCAACAACACAACGAGUUCAACUUCUACGACGAGCAGUACAACAAGAAGCCGUUGAUGAUCGAGAACGUCAUGUCCCACGAGGAGUUCCAGAACAAGCUCCCGGCCUUCGCCACUUUCAGCAAAACGGACAUGCCAAACUAUUCUUCUGUAAACGUCAAGAGAGAAACCAGCUCGGAGUGCGAGCUCUCCAAUCCGUUCCAGACCGAUGUCCAGGUACACCCGGGUUUCGACGCGUCCUGGUGGCAGUCGUCCGUCCUGACACCGCCUGCUGAAGAGUUCCAGCCGACGAGCGACCACUUCUCCCUCGGUCCCUGCAGAACCUGGCGCCAUUCUGCGACCAGAUUCGACGACCCUUACUCCAUCCACGACUCUAUGCAGCUGCCACAGAUCGCCAAGACCAUUCUCAGAGACUUUGACCCCAGCUCCCACUUUGUUCCAGUCAACACAGAGAGGCACAGCUCCAGGCAGAACGGCUCAGGCAGACCUUACAGUCCGUACGAUGAGAUUGACGUGCUGGAGCUGGAGAGAUACUUGUAAAAAGACUCAGACAUGAACUUUAAACCAAACGUCGCCAAAAACACAUGCACAAAGCAAGGAGACAAUGCACAAAAAGGACAUUUUCUACCAUGCCACGUGGGACUAUGUUUGUCCACUGUUAAAACACUACAAUGGGUUUUAUUGCAUUUGUAAAUAUGUAUUAUUUUCCACCACCUUCUAGAAUUAGUUCCAAUCCUUUCCUCAUCAGUUGUGUUCAGAAAAUGGUGAGAAGCCACUUUUCAAGAUGGAGAAACUGUGCACAGCCAAAUGAUGUAUUUCAGGCAUUGAAACAGAACAAACCAAACAUGCCUGCAAUACAUGUAGAGGCACUUUACCAUUCAUGCCAUACAUAGUUAUGUCCUAUUACUUUUGUAGCUUGAAACAAGCAGUGGCAAUAAUGUAUAUCAUGAAGAAGUUUGUCAUGGUGGCUGUACAUUGUAAUAAGCUUAUAAGAAGAUGCACUAACUGUGUAUGAUAAUGAUUGGUUGUAAAAUGCUUGCAAUAACUUUCUCCAUCAAGAAAAGGGGUCAGCUAUCACUUUUAAUUGAAUGUAAGACUGGAAAAGGAAAAGCAGCCAAAGUUUUUGCAUGUGAUUGUACAGUUAUAUCAUAAGGUAUCAACUACGUCAAGUGAUACUGCCAAGAAACCUGUACAUAGUUCCUUUUUAGUUGCCAAAGGAGAGAACCAUUGUAAUCAUUACAGUUACAACUGGUGAGGGGGAAUAUAAGCUAAGUAUGGAAGGAUAAUUUUAAUAAGAUGGCAUUGUUGAACAUGUUAUUUUACUGUACAGUUUUCGCAUAUAGCCCGAGAAGGGGUGAGGGAAGGAGCUGUAUGUAAGUUUUGUACGUCUAAAAGAUAUUUUUUACUACCUUCAAGAAAUUGAAAUAAAACAAUGAAACCUA